UAGUGAAACCGCAUCUUCGUCCACCUCGUUUUCUGGCUCUGAUGUAGGGUGUGGUACUGACUUUCUUGGGCUGCGACUCGUCAUCAACGGGGUACCAUUUCUGGGCCUUCUGAGCCGGGUGAGGCACGGUCCUCUGGCCCUUUCCAAACUGCUUCGUCUGGCCAACAGUAGAGUCCGACAUAUUGGCUGCUGGGGACGAAGGUGGUCUGAAAAGAAUGUAGGGGGAGGGUGGUGGUUGUCGACGGCGGGUGGUUGUUGGAGUUGAUGUGUGACUUGCUACUUGCGCCCCAGGACGGGAAAGUCGCUCUCUACGAGCCUAAGGCACCCGCUUCCCGCCUUCCCUUCGGUCGUCCGCAGACACCCACCGCGCAAACCCAAGCUAUCCAUUCACAUUGUUGCGGGUACCACCCAACUGACGUACAUUGCUGGAUCAGCUUCUGCCGUCAAUCCUCAAACCACCUCUCGCCCGCUGCCUUAGAAGUGCCAUCAUCCUCUAACUCCAACCAGCAGGGAUCUGUACAUACUCACAAAUACCUUGCCACUCUCCUUCACUUAGACGACUACACCAUCAUGUCUAUAGCUCCGAUCAUUACCUUCAAAGCGGGUAUCUGUGACCUGGAGGCGUCCGGUGAACCUCCCGUUGUCAGACCCAAGUCGACCCCCGGAUACAUCUAUCUUUACUCCGAAGAUGAGCUGGUACACUUCUGUUGGCGUCCCAGGUCUGCUCCCCACACGGAGCCCGAGCUCGACCUGGUCAUGGUCCCCUCCGACGGAAGCUUCGUUCCCUACAAGCCUGCCGGUAAUGCGGUGCCUACCAAUGGUCGCAUUUACGUCUUGAAGUUCUCCUCGAGCUCCCAACGGUACCUCUUCUGGCUACAGUCCAAGACGCAACACGAGGAUGGAAACCCGAGCUGGUUCAGCCAGAGGGAUCUUAGACUGGGAGAGAUUGUCAACGGGCUGCUCCAAGGUGAAGAGCUGGAUGUGGAGCAUGAAAUUGCCAACCUUCCCCGGGGCGGUCCUUCGGGCGGCGAUGAUGACGAGACAAUGGAGGAUGUCGAAGGUGUGGACCAUGACCCGAACCACAAUCACGGAGGCAACAGCGGAGGGGCAGGCCCGGAUGCCACGGGCGGUGAUAUCCGGGAGGAAGGCCAAGGAUCGAGGGAGGGUGGUGCCGAUGGUGGAAGAGCGGCGGCUGCUGACUCGAAUCCUUCAUCUGUCGUGCAGAGCUUCCUGCAGUCUUUGGGGGGCCCACGGCAAUCCCAAGACCCCGAGAGGCAUUUCACUACUCUGCAAGAUCUCCUUUCCCCUUCGACUACAGUGGCCUUCUUGGGGUCUGCGGACGAGAAAACCGUUGACAAUAUGUUGAGCUUCUUGCCCCCGUCGUUGCUGCUCCUGGCACAGGAAAACGAUCCAGAAGAGGCGGCGGCGGCAGACCAGGACCCUGACAUCGCUCAAGCAGCUCUGGGAUCCCUCGAUCUCACGCAAAAGAAAGAAAUUCUUCGCAAAGUUCUACACUCGCCUCAAUUUGCGCAGAGUCUAGCAAGCUUGACGGUGGCGAUAAGAGAUGGCGGAUUACCGAGCAUCAGCGAAGCCCUAAAGAUUCCGGUUGCAAAUGGAGGAUUUAUGCGGAGGGGAGGAGUUCCAUUGGGUGGUGGUGAUGCCGUCGAGGCAUUUCUCCAAGGCGUUCGGGAUCAUGUCAAGGAUCCAGCUCAAGGAAACCGUAUGGACACUGAUUGAUUGGUCGAAAUAGCAAGCAGUGAUUAUAUUUUUUUUUCUUUUAUUUUUUUUUUUUUUCGGAUCCUGGACAGGCAGCCUUCCUGUGACUAUCCAGCCGUGUUUUAAAAUCCAUUAGCGGCCUUGCAUGGAUGUCUCAUCCCUCCGUAGAGACAGGACUUGUCAUGGGUUAUUUUUGGAUGCGGUGGGUGGGGUCAACUGCAUUGGUAGGCAGCAUG
Molecule: messenger RNA, 1952 nt
Organism: Aspergillus sclerotioniger CBS 115572
Lineage: Eukaryota; Fungi; Ascomycota; Eurotiomycetes; Eurotiales; Aspergillaceae
Exons: 4
Coding region: 265-1737 (490 amino acids)
Biological process (GO): ubiquitin-dependent protein catabolic process
Cellular component (GO): proteasome regulatory particle, lid subcomplex; cytoplasm; nucleus
Molecular function (GO): proteasome binding; ubiquitin binding; endopeptidase activator activity
Source: RefSeq, a predicted model, not a curated record